UUAGUCGUCAUUCUCCACAUUUCCACUUAAUCUGCUCAUCCAAAAUUGUGUUCUUCUCUCUUUACCAAGAAGAGCUCCAAGAAUCAGAGAGAGAGAGAGAGGCACAUAAGAUAUUGGGGAAUAACUAAACAAAAUGGCGAGUGAAGCACCGAGUUGGGCUGAUCAAUGGGGCACCGGAGGAAUUGGGGUGAUGGCGCCGGAAGAGACAGCUAACAGCAAAAAAGAAGUCGCCGGGAAGAAGUCCGGUAAGACCAAAGCAGGGAUUAACAAAGCUAAGAUUGUUGUAUUUAUUGGUGUUAACUGGAUGAAGAAUCUUGUGCAGAGGAAGAAGAAAGACUCUGAUUCUUCUCAAUAAAAAUAUAAAAACGUGAUUCUGAUUCUUCUUCUUUUCUUUUUCUUGUUUUUUUUUUUCCUUCGCAAUAUCUCAAUCUUUCUAUAGUACUAUUUUUUCAAUUC
Molecule: messenger RNA, 456 nt
Organism: Capsella rubella
Lineage: Eukaryota; Viridiplantae; Streptophyta; Magnoliopsida; Brassicales; Brassicaceae
Exons: 2
Coding region: 134-355 (73 amino acids)
Source: RefSeq, a predicted model, not a curated record